UUUUAUUCUAUUUUUUUUUUUUUAUCUUCUCUAUUUUAGACUUUCCAAAUGUCCGUUGUCAGUGACAAUGAUUCAACAUAUACCGUUACAACAGUGGAAAGUGUGAACGAAGAUCAUAUUUUCGCUGAACCCAUCAAUUCGGAAGACAUUCAAACCUUGAAAACAGCACAAUUCACUCAGCAAAACAUUGAUCGAUAUAUUGACAAAGCUCUCGAAAAAAGUGUCCAUGCAAUUCAGAGAGGAAAAAAGCCCAACUUGGAUAGAAUUACACAUAUAGCGCCAGCUAUUGGAAAGUAUGGAGUAAAAUCUUCACACAUUGAUAUUCUACUUGAUCUUAUUUUUUCUCAACAACUAACUGCUACUCGAAGUAUGUCUCUGGUCAAGUUACUUCUUCCAAGGUCUACAGUAUCUCAAAAACAAAUCCUUCGUAUAUAUGGCAAUCUCUCUUGUCGUGACUACAGCUCUAUGCUUAUGGACAAAUUGUUAGAAUGGGUGAUAUGCAUUUACGACUAUAUUGAUGGAAAGGAACAUAUAUCAAAUCUUUAUGCUGUGUUAUUCCAUUAUUUGACCAUAGAAAGGUUACGACCUCGUCUCUGUCACAUUCUAUUUCGUAUGACCAAAAAGGUUCAUGUCAAAGCCUACCGUGUUCGUUUCUUAUCAAAUCUAGCGAAAAAUAUCAUCCCUGAACCUCAACUUAUUGCACUUAUCAAAUUAUAUCAUAACCUUCGUCCUGAACUCAAAAAUUCAGAAAAACUCACAUCAACAUAUGGGAAAAAUGUCGAUACUAAUCCAGAUCCAAAAUUGAAACGACAAUUAGAGGAAAUCCGGAAACUAUGGUCCAAUGAAACUACUCCUGUGGCAUUCCACUCUGUGACACCUCUUUCUGAUGUGGAUGAACGACAACAAAUAACUGAUAUCGCAGUCUCUACAAAAAAACGAAAAGGACGAACUUCAAGUGAUAGAAAAGAAAGCCCAAGCUACAUUGGUACCAAGUUUCUCAGGAAUAGAUUACAGGAUGAAUUUGACCCUCACGAAUUGGUGAAAUAUUUGGACCGACAAAGUAUACCCGAACAAAUAUUAUCAGUAUUGGACAAUCGAAUGAUUCAGCAUAUCAUUGUUUGUAAUCCAAAUGAUGUAGUGAUACCAAGAAUAUGUAAUGUGCUAGCACAACAACUGAUGGAUCUUCUUUAUUGGAAUCAUCAAACGGCAGAAUCAAAAGAAAUGUUAGAAGAACUGUUGAAUAAAAUCCUGAAAUUGGCUCGGUUUGCGAAGGCACAUAUUCCGGUGAUGGAAAUAUUCUUGGCAAGAUUCUUGAGAUCGUGGAAUGGACUCUAUAUGACAUAUGAAAUAUUUGAAUUAUUGACAUUCAUCAAACCAAGAGGAUUCGAAGAUAUAUUUGAAUCUUAUCUCAAACCACUAUAUCGAUUAUUUUCUGUAUCUGAUGUACAAUGGAAGGCAAAACUUAUUCUAUGUUACAAAAACUGGCUAACAAAUUGGGCUUUAUUGGAUUGGCGUCGACAUUCAGAACGAAGGCAAACCACUUCAAAUGAAGAUAACAAGGAUGAAAUGGACAAUAUAGCAUGGUUGUUUCAAGGUCUAUCCUUCAAUAUUGAUUACUUUGGUGUCAUGCAGCAAAUGAUAUAUCAUGUGGAUCGACUUUGUGUGCAAGGAUUGGUACUGGAACAAGAUCAUCCGAUACUGCAACACGCAUCACUCUCCUUUUUCGAGUUUAUAUCUACUAUAUCAUUGCAUCAUGAUAUUCCCACUAUUAUUCUUCCUGCAGCAUCCCUAGUAUAUCGUAGCUUUUUCUCCUCCAAUGCUAUGGCGAUCUCAAGAAUCUGUGGUAUCCUACAUAACUACAAAUUAUCAUUUGAAGACAACGAUAGAAAAGGGGGCGAUUGGAUGGAUAAACACAGUGAAGAAUAUUUGGAUCAUUUCAAUACUUAUGUUUUAGAUAUUUGUAACUGUUUAUGGCGCAAUCUUGCAUUCAGUGUUCAAUCUACAAACUCAACAGCAUUUUCUGUCUCAUCUGAUAUAGUGGACAUGUUCCGUGAAAAGUGCGAAGAACGGGAUGAUCCGCUGAACUUGAUGUUCUCCCUGACUCAUUCAAGUGCAUUUGCUGGACUUUCAAAACAUUUUAUGAAGAUGAAGGAAAAUGAACUUAAUAUCAUGAAUCCAAACGAAGAUCCUGUCACAGUAGAAAGUGUGAAAAGAAUGGCGGAGACAAGCGGGGUAACCAUGACCUAUUCAGAUUAUAGAGUGGAAUAUUUAUCUCAUUUAGAUAUUCUUGGAUUUCAUGGUAUUCAUGAUUUAUUAUAUUCAUGUAUGUCAUCUCUUAUCAAUAGACAAACGAAUGGAUGAAUAAUUAGUCAAAAUAUUUUAUUUUUUUUAUUUUUAGUUAUAGUUGCU
This is a messenger RNA of Halteromyces radiatus, 2409 nucleotides long. Its product is annotated as Mis6-domain-containing protein. Gene Ontology annotation, cellular component: nuclear body; kinetochore; cytosol. Bases 49 to 2361 code for a protein of 770 amino acids. NCBI's taxonomy places the organism in Eukaryota, Fungi, Mucoromycota, Mucoromycetes, Mucorales, Cunninghamellaceae. The transcript has 19 exons. The record is from RefSeq and is a predicted model, not a curated record.